GAGAAGAGUUAUUACCGAGAUUCUAGUUUCAGAAUCAGCCAAAAAUCGAUUAUAUAUGACAAUCUUUCAUCGUCAUAUAUACCUGACUUGGUUAAUCGAUCAAAAGUCUUGUUAAAAUUUCAACUGUCAUUGUAAUUUAUUAGAAGAAAACUUGAUUUAGAAAGAAAAACGAAAUCUUAAGAUAUAUUUCUAAACUUAAUUUGAAAUGUAUCUAUCAAAUUUAGUAAAUAAAUAUUUAUUAUGUGUAUUUAAUGUGUUAACAAUAAUCGAUCGUCUCUCAUAAUUUCAUAUGAAUUUUCAUAAAUUAAAUUGAUAAAGUAUAUCAACUUAAGAAAAAGUAUUACUUACAUCAUGACUCUGGUAAAUGAAGAGUUACCAUUUUUGAGCAGAAUGAAAAGCUUAUUCCAAUCAUUUUAAUAUUAACUAAAAACUUUGAUAUAAUUCGAGAGUGAAUCUAAUGUAAGUCUUGUAGUUAAUAUAAUUCAGUAUCUUUUUCUGUUUCUAAAGAUCUAUCAGAAAAGAUUUACUAUUUUCUUUUUUCGAAAUUCAAAAGAAAUAUUUGAGAAACGAGAAUGAAAAAGCAUCCUCAUAUUCAUAUGUAAAUUAUAAUUAAACUGUUUUCUUUUAUUUUUAGGCAUCUGAUAAAUUGAGAAUAACUGCAUUGUAUUCAGUUUUAUACGCUGAAUUUAAUUUGCCUAGUUGUCAUAUUGGUUCAAAUGAAUCGAUUCAUAUUGGUAAAAAUCUGAUAUCUUUUCUUGGAAGUUAUAUACCAUAUUUGGAAACAUUACGUCUUUGGCGGUCAGAUGAUUUUCCUUGGACAUCGAGUAAGUGA
Rotaria sp. Silwood2 is the source of this 832-nucleotide messenger RNA. The record is from the annotation of a GenBank genome assembly. Lineage: Eukaryota; Metazoa; Rotifera; Eurotatoria; Philodinida; Philodinidae.